Molecule: messenger RNA, 3159 nt
Organism: Anopheles stephensi (Asian malaria mosquito)
Lineage: Eukaryota; Metazoa; Arthropoda; Insecta; Diptera; Culicidae
Gene: ALiX
Product: programmed cell death 6-interacting protein
Exons: 4
Coding region: 242-2833 (863 amino acids)
Biological process (GO): mitotic cytokinesis
Cellular component (GO): endosome
Molecular function (GO): protein binding
Source: RefSeq, a predicted model, not a curated record
UUGUCACCUGUCAAACAGCUGAGAAAAGAAAAAAAAGUGCGAAUCGCAUGAUUCAUACACAGCAUUAGUAAUAAACGGCUUGGGAGAGAGAGUUUCGGGGCGAAAUAUUUUUCGUACCGGACAAAGUGCGUUCCAGAACACGAGCAUCGGACGUUUUACGUGUCGCUCCAACACUACAAACUACAUUGCAAGGGGGAACAUUUCACUCCACAUCGAACCGCAACCCUAACGCGAGUAUACAAUGGGCCUGCUGUCCGUACCGUUGAAGAAACCGUCCGAGGUGGACCUGGCCAAGCCGCUGAAAACGCUUGUCCAAAGCAACUAUCGGAAUCUGGCCCCGGAACAGCUGAACGUCAUCAAUGAAGCGAUAGCCGAGCUGAAUCAACUACGCAACACAGCCGUCUGGAAGGUGUUCGAUAAGCAGGAGUCGGGUCUCGAGAUAAACUAUCGCUACUACGACCAGCUCACUGCGCUGGAGUCGAAAAUUCCGGUGCAGGAGCUGCAGGUACCGUUCAAAUGGAAGGAUGCAUUCGACAAGGGGUCCAUUUUCGGUGGUCGCAUUAGCUUGACGCUCACUUCGAUCGGGUACGAAAGGACGUGCGUAUUGUUUAACCUCGCCGCACUGCAGAGCGCCGUCGCCAGCAACCAAAGCAACGACAACGAUGAAGGAUUAAAGCAGGCGGCGAAACUGUUCCAACAGAGUGCAUCAAUAUUUACGUUCCUAAAGACGCUUGCAUCGGCCACGAUUCAGGGCGAACCGACGCCCGACCUUUCGCAGGACAGUUUGACCGCCCUCGGCAACCUAAUGCUGGCACAGGCCCAGGAAAUGUUCGUUAUCAAAGCGAUUAAGGACAACAUGAAGGAUCUGAUUGUAGCGAAGCUGUGCGCGCAGUGCGAGGAACUCUACUCGGAAUCGCUGCGCGCGAUGCAGCGUGACAGUGUGCGUGCGCUGUGGGAUAAGGAAUGGAUACCGCAGGUUGCUGGCCGCCAGGCAGCGAUGCACGCCCUGACCAUGCUGUACCACAGCAAAGUGUCGCAAGCGAACAAAGCGUUCGGUGAGGAAAUUAGCCGGCUGCAGAAAGCGGUCGAACUGUUCAAGACGGCUCAGUCGCGCUCGUCCAAUCCGACCCUGUUCCAGGAGUACGCACAGCGCGCCCAGAAGAGUCUGGCCGAUGCGAAGAAAGACAACGAUUUCAUUUACAACGAAAUCAUACCGGACGUAAACAAUCUGCCCAGCCCGGGUAAGGCACAGCUGGCGAAGGUGCUCCCGAUGGCGACGCACCUCAGUGAAGAGUUUAGGGAUCUGUUUACUGCGCUUGUACCGGUUGCGGUCAAUCAGGCGCUUGCCGCGUGCGAAGGUCGAAAGACGGAACUGGUCAAUGGAGAGAUUAUGCGACUGCGCGAGGCGACAACGGCACUGAACGGGUUGCUUUCGAGCCUGAAUCUACCGGCCAUCGUGGAAGUGACGGCCACGGGAGAGAGUAUGCCCCCCUCGCUGCAGGAGAAAGCAACCGCGGUACGGGAGAAGGGUGGAAUUGGGAAGUUGAAGGAGCUGAUCGAACGUUUGCCAGAACUGUUUACGCGCAACAAGGAAAUUCUUGACGAGGCCUUCCGAAUGUUGGACGAGGAGCGCGACUCCGACAGUCAGCUGCGGGCGCAGUUUAAGGACCGUUGGACGCGCACCCCCUCCGACAAGCUGUCCGCAACGUUCCGCGCCAAUGGGGAAAAGUAUCGCACGAUCAUCAACAAUGCGACCGCCGCGGAUAAGGUGAUCCGGGAGAAGUUUGCCACCCACAAGCACGGGCUCGAACUGCUCUCGAUGGCGACCGAUCAGCUAGCGAAGGAGAUUCCGUCGGCCGGUGCCGGAGCCAGCAGCGAAGCGUCCAACUCGUCCGCCGCCCAGGCGCUCCGUGCGCUGAUGGAAUCGGUCGAAACACUGAAAGCCGAACGGGAGUGCAUCGAAUCGGAGCUGAAAACGCUCACGAUCGAUCUGAAGGAACGGUUCCUGGGAGCGCUCGCAACCGAGGGCGUUAUUAACGAGCCGGCCAUCUCGCUGUCCGAAAUUGGCAAGCUGAUCGGUCCGCUGCAGGAGCAGGUGGGCGAAACGCUAGCCCGCCAGCAGGUGCUGUCGACGGAGAUUCGCGAAGCACACGAACGGUUCGUGUCGGAAUCGGGCGUAUCGACCGAUCAGCGCGAUCGCACGCUGUCCGAGCUGGCCGCCGCCUACGAUGUGUUUACCGAGCUGCAGGGCUAUCUGCAGGAGGGCGAAACGUUCUACAACGGGCUGACCGAGAUUCUGCUCGUCUUCCAGAGCAAGAUUAGCGAUUACUGUUUUGCGCGCAAAACCGAAAAGGAAGAGCUGAUGAAGGAUCUGACGCACGAAUCGAGCCGCCAAGCGGUACCGGCGACGCCGAUCAUUCCGACCCACCACACGUCCACCACGGCAACGAACGAUUUGGGCAGCAGCUCGGCUUCAGCCGCUCCGAGCAGCAGCGCGCCACCACCGCAGGCGGCGGCACCCACGGGUCAUGCGCCCUAUCCACAGCAAAUGCAAGGCAUUCCGAUGGCAGCAGCGUACGGUGGCAACAUGGCAGCGAUGGCUGGUGGUGGUGGUGGCUUUACCGGCUACGCGCCACCACCGAUGCCCCAAGGUUUCAAUCCCUACGGAACACUUCCCUAUCCGUCGGCUUACACCGGGUUUCCACCGGCAACGAUGGUGCCACCACCGUAUUAUGGAACGUACCCGGGAGCGUACGGCCAUCAGCAGCAGCAGCAGCAGCAGCAACCGCCGCAACCUGGUGCACCCAAUCCAAACAACCCGAUGGGAUGGUAGAGGUGGUCUCCUUUCCCCCAGGCACCACUCUGCACGCCUUAGCCACAUGGACACGCGCACACACACACACACAAACUCAGCAGUUGGGUUAUAAAAAAGAGAAGAAAAAAUUUAAUGUCUAAUAGGUUAAAAAGUAUCGAUAUAACUCUAUAUAUCCUGUUGUGUAUUAUUGAUCGAAUUCGUUGAAUAACUCAAACCAACACACACACACACACCCGUAAUUACAUACAUCUACAAUUUACGAACGAAUCUGUGAAAGCUGAGUUAAAUACUUCAUGUUCUUCUGUAUGAUUGUGCUGAAUAAAUUAAUUAUAUAUUCAUACAAA